AUGUCUACCUCAAAUGCUCAAGCUGCUCGCAGGAAGGUUGUACACCAACUCGACACUCCUUUUUCCACAGUCUCAUGGCCUUCUAUCUCCACAGAAGACCAAGAUACCAUCCUCGAAUUGCUAUGCGAUUUGUUGAGCCCUAUUGGGCAGCAUCGUCAAAUGUAUGCUAAAUGCUCCAAGGGUAAGCGCGCAGCACAAAAGGAGAAAGAUGCAAAAAGGACAGGAGAUGGCUCAGAGCCGUCUCCUGUGCCUCCAACGCCAGAGAUAGAAGCCAAUAUUGAUAUCGGGCUUAAUUCUAUCACUCGAAAUCUCCAGUCAUAUUCGCGAAAGGUUACCGAAGCGACUGAGGACGAAUCUCAGCGGCAGUAUUCUAUGGUUUUUGUUACACGCGGCAACCAAGCAUCAACAUUUAACUGCCAUUUCCCGCAAAUGAUUGGAGCUGCAUCUGAGCAGCUGUCUAUAACUGAGAAGAUUCGUCUGGUAGGCUUCUCAAAACCAUGCUCCGAACGUCUGAGCACUUGCCUGGGAGUUCCGAGAGUGUCCUCUAUAGCUAUUCUGAAGGAUGCCCCGGGAGCCGGAGCCCUGCAGGAGUUUGUUAUGAAGGCUGUAGCCCCAGUAGAGGCAUCAUGGCUAAAUGCGUCUGUGGAUACAAAAUACCUUGGCCCAAAGAUCAACGCUAUCCAGACAACCGUGGGGCCUAAGCGCGUGCGGGUUGAGUAG
This is a messenger RNA of Fusarium sp. VM40, 720 nucleotides long. The record is from the annotation of a GenBank genome assembly. Lineage: Eukaryota; Fungi; Ascomycota; Sordariomycetes; Hypocreales; Nectriaceae.